AUUUUUUUGUUGCAAAUUUUGUUUCUGAUUUCAUCGGCAGAUUGAUACGUGGACAUACAAUCUUAAGAAUAUAAAUAGUGGAACUGUCGAAGCGCGUGCUGCAGUUGCAAAGGCCGUCUCAUUUUCUAUCGCGCCUCCAUUCACUUCUGUCUGCAAGUUUGAAGCUCCUCACAUUCCCUCCACUUUUCCUGUGAACAAGUGUUAUACUGAAGCUUCUGAACGGGAUGGAGACCGGAGAGGGAGAGAAGAACAAGCCUACUGCGGAUUCUCCGACUUCUGUGCUUGAAGAUGAGGAUGAAGUGUUCCUUGAUGCAAAAAAUGGAGAUACUUCUAAUGUAUCUCAAGCAAUGCUGAGAGAAGAAGAGAUACUCUCUGAAAAUCGUCUAAAGGAGGAGGAAGAGGAAAACGAUCCAAACAAGACAGAUGAGUUGAGCGAAACUCAGUUUUCAAGGCUGGAAGAGCUUCUCACACAGACACAACUUUAUUCAGAAUUUCUGUUUGAGAAAAUGGAUGACAUAACCGUGAAUGCAGCUGAAGAAGAUGAAGACAAAACUCUUGCAGGAAAUAAGAGAGGUCGUGGUAGAAAGAAAAAAACCACCUACAACAAUAAAAAGGCAAAGCGAGCUGUUGCAGCAAUGCUGACAAGAUCUAAAGAAGGUGACUCCUCAGACUAUUCAUCCCUUACUGAGGAGGAGAGAGCUGAAAAAGAGCAGUCUGAGCUUGUACCAUUGCUGACUGGUGGGAAAUUGAAGUCUUAUCAAAUUAAAGGAGUGAAAUGGAUGAUCUCCUUGUGGCAAAAUGGAUUGAAUGGAAUCCUUGCUGAUCAAAUGGGACUUGGAAAGACAAUUCAAACAAUUGCUUUUCUUGCGCACUUGAAAGGAAAUGGCUUGCAUGGACCUUAUCUUGUCAUUGCCCCUCUUUCUACUCUUUCAAAUUGGCUGAAUGAGAUUAAUAGGUUUGUGCCAUCAAUAAAUGCAAUAAUCUACCAUGGUGACAAGAAGGAAAGAGAUGAGUUACGAAGAAAGCACAUGCCCAGGACAAUAGGUGCCAAGUUCCCCAUUGUAAUUACAUCCUAUGAAGUUGUGUUAUCUGAUGCAAGAAAGCAUUUGAGGCAUUAUAGUUGGAAAUAUCUUGUGGUUGAUGAGGGGCACAGGUUGAAAAACUCGAAAUGCAAAUUGUUGAAGGAAUUGAAACUCUUACCUGUAGAAAAUAAGCUCCUUUUAACUGGAACACCUCUACAAAACAACUUGGCAGAACUUUGGUCGCUGUUGAAUUUCAUUCUACCUGAUAUAUUCUCAUCUCAUGAUGAAUUUGAGUCAUGGUUUAACUUCUGUGGUAAGGGAAAUAAUGAAGAUUCGAAUGAAGAUUUGGCAGAGAAGCGAAAAGCACAGGUCGUGGCAAAACUACAUGGAAUAUUGCGCCCUUUUCUUCUACGGAGAAUAAAAGCAGAUGUUGAGCAAAUGCUCCCUCGGAAGAAAGAAAUAAUUUUAUAUGCCACUGUGACUGAACACCAGAAGAAUUUCCAGGAGCAUCUUAUCAAUAAGACUCUGGAAGGCCAUCUGAUUGAGAAUGUUUCAAAUAUGCAUGGUUUCAAAGGAAAGCUUAACAAUCUGAUGGUUCAACUUCGGAAGAAUUGCAACCAUCCUGACCUCUUGGAGUCUCAAUUUGAUGGUUCUUUUCUCUUCCCUCCUGUGGAGCAAAUAGUUGCGCAGUGUGGCAAGUUUCAGUUACUAGAUAAACUGGUUGGAAAAUUGCUUGCUCGAAAACACAAGGUUCUGAUAUUUUCUCAGUGGACCAAAAUGUUGGACAUAAUUGAGUACUAUUUUAGUGAAAAGAAUUUUGAAGUCUGUAGAAUUGAUGGCAGUGUCAAGUUGGAUGAAAGGAGAAGACAGAUUAACGAGUUCAAUGACGUGAACAGCACUUGUAGAAUAUUCCUCCUUAGCACUAGAGCUGGUGGGUUGGGCAUUAAUCUCACUGCUGCUGACACCUGCAUUUUAUAUGACAGUGACUGGAACCCCCAGAUGGAUCUACAGGCAAUGGAUCGAUGCCAUAGAAUAGGUCAGACAAAACCUGUUCAUGUUUACAGGCUUGCAACUGCCCAAUCUGUCGAGGGUCGGAUUCUGAAAAGAGCUUUUAGUAAGUUAAAGCUUGAGCAUGUGGUGAUUGAGAAAGGACAAUUCCAACAGGAGCGAAGCAAUCCUACUAUCGUGCUGUUAUGUUUCAGGAAGAGGACUUGCUGGCUCUUCUGCGGGAGGAAGAAAACGCUGAAGAUAAGCUGGUGCAGACAGAUAUCAGCGACGAAGACCUAGAAAGAGUGAUGGACCGUAGUGAUUUGGAAGCUGUUCAUUCAAAGUUAAAUGGGAAGCCUCAGCAGGCAUGUCCAAAUGCCCUUCCUCUUAAAGGACCCGGGUGGGAGGUGGUUCUUCCUACAGCAACUGGAGGCAUGCUCUCUGGCCUCAACAACUGAUGUGCUGGUUUAUGGUUUGUGGAAGUGACUUUUUUUUGUGGGAGUAUAGAACAAGGAAGGUUAUGUUAUCCUCAUUUUCCUAAUCUCUGAGAGGAUUACAUCCAGGGUGGGAAUCUCGGUAGAAUUUUGUAAAUGGGAAGCUGAAAACUGAAGAUGGUGCCUGGUUAGGCAAAACUUAAACUUAUUUUUGGUGGUACAGAUUUCAAUGUGAAAUCUAGGGUGAAUUGAGACAGUGAUGACUUAAUAUCAAGUAGAAUCAAGCUCUAUCGAGUUUGGCCUAGGUUUUGGAUGUUUGUUAUUUUACUACCUUUGAGAAUGUCAAGUUUGGCAAAUGAGAUUUUGACUUCUGACUUGAUGAUCUAAUGAUUAUAUUUCUAA
Ipomoea nil (Japanese morning glory) is the source of this 2845-nucleotide messenger RNA. Its product is annotated as ATP-dependent DNA helicase DDM1. The record is from RefSeq and is a predicted model, not a curated record. Gene Ontology annotation, molecular function: DNA binding; ATP binding; ATP-dependent chromatin remodeler activity. Lineage: Eukaryota; Viridiplantae; Streptophyta; Magnoliopsida; Solanales; Convolvulaceae. The transcript is spliced from 17 exons. Gene Ontology annotation, cellular component: nucleus. The coding region runs from base 225 to 2309 and encodes 694 amino acids.